AUGGAAGACGACCCCCUCGACAUAUCCCUCCCCCUACCGUAUCGCCUCUCCAUCCUCAUAGUCGGCGGCGUAUGGCUCUGGGGCUUCGCGCUCCAGCUGGUCAAGCCUCUCGCUCAGUUGGUCGGCCACCCUCACGGCCAGCAGACUCACCAAACUACAUACACUUUCGCCAGCAUCCUUACUGGGCCACUCGUUCUGUCCGUCCUCUUUUGGUCUGCGGUUACUAAUAUUGAGAACGCUGCGACUUGGCGCUUUUUGCCCAAUGUUACGCUUCUUUUGGUUAUUCUGAAGUUUGUCCCGCUUCACAUCAAGGGGCUUCCUCUACCGCGGGCUGGGCUUUCGAGGUUCUGGUCGUCGCUGAAAAGGGUUUCAAUCGGAGGACUGGCGAAGCAAGAUGAGCCACGGUUUGGCGAUGUGCUUCUUGCGGACGCUUUGACUUCGUACGCGAGGCCGAUUGCUGCGCUCUAUGUGGCUUUUUGCAUGUUCUUGCCCAGCCGGCACACCCAAAAAGAUGUCUCCACAAUGCCGGGGGCAUUCUACAUCAUCCCAGCCCUGGCCGCCUACCCUUUCGCGAUCCGCUUCCGCCAAUGCCUCCUCUCGCGCCAACCAGCGAACGCUAUCAAGUAUAUGACGGCCUUCCCGCCUAUCAUUGUGGGCGCCAUGAUGAGCUACUCAGAUCAUGCCAUUGACGGCUCUGGCUAUAUUCAGUACUGGUGGGUCUUCUUCGCGGUGGUCAACUCCGGCUACUCACUCUGGUGGGACAUCUUCGUCGAUUGGGACCUCUGGAUGAUCUCCUCUGCCCCCCACCACCGCAAUCAAACCCGCAUCAUGGGCCUCACCACUCGAUGUGUGUUGAUCGUCAUCGUCGACUCCAUACUCCGAUUCACAUGGCUCGGCAAGCUCUCCGCGCGACUAGACAUCUACGAGUACAAGGAGAAAACGGUCUUCUUGCUCGAGAUGCUUGAAGUCAUGCGCCGGUGGAUGUGGCUGCUCUUCCGAGCCGAGACGGAGUGGCUGCGGAAACGAGGCGAGAAUAUCGAACUGUCACCACAGUUGGGCUGA
This is a messenger RNA of Saxophila tyrrhenica, 1062 nucleotides long. RefSeq names its product protein-ER retention protein (gene ERD1). Gene Ontology annotation, cellular component: cytoplasm; membrane. NCBI's taxonomy places the organism in Eukaryota, Fungi, Ascomycota, Dothideomycetes, Mycosphaerellales, Extremaceae. Bases 1 to 1062 code for a protein of 353 amino acids. The record is from RefSeq and is a predicted model, not a curated record. The transcript is spliced from 3 exons.